AUGGCUUUACUUUUCUCAAAGUCAAGAUCCACUGGAGGAAUCAAAAAACGUUUUGAUGAUGUAAAUAAGCAAGUUGAUACUAUGAAGAGUGUUGAUAACACUGAAGAAAAUAAUGAAAUCAAAAUAGAAGAACUUAGAGAAGAUAUUGAUCAAGUUAACAUAGAAAUUGAUCAAAUCACUCUUUUACAAGUUCUACAAAAAAUUCAUCCACAAAUUUUAUCGCACGUUCAAGAAAAAUUUAUCAAGUUAAUAAUAGAAUUAAUAAGAUUGAGAAUAGAAUUAAACAAUUUAACCCCAAGUUUUAUGGUAUAUUUGCCUUUUUUGUAA
Dentiscutata erythropus is the source of this 327-nucleotide messenger RNA. The record is from the annotation of a GenBank genome assembly. NCBI's taxonomy places the organism in Eukaryota, Fungi, Glomeromycota, Glomeromycetes, Diversisporales, Gigasporaceae.